CCAGUUCAGCUAGGCCACGUUUUUUUCUUCAGGCAAACUAGGGGACUGUCAGGCGCCUGUCUACUCCCUGAUAAACCCAUCACAGUGAUUGAUCUCUUUUGGUCAGUUUCGCUUUGGAGAUCCUCGGUGUCAAGGUGUGUGCAAAUCUAAUAUGCAUUUUCACCAGGAACAAAGCGUGUCGAAUUAUCACAUUUAUGAUGAACAGUUCAUGACCAAUAUGUGGAAACAGGCCGACACAGGAGCCGGGGAAAAAUCUCCAGAAAAAUGUACAGCAGCAUGUUUGGAAUUAUUCCAUGUGUAUUAUUAACAGUUGCUUAUUUGAGUGGUGAUUCAUUUUGUGGUCAUGGGUCACUAAACACAUUGGAUAAACAAUUAUUAAGGAUAUUACAACAUUAUCCUAAUGGUAUCCCUCCGGCGAUUAGUGAGCGCUUACAAAAAGUCAUAGAAUCAAGAGUUCAACCUUCGAACACGAAUGCCACGGAUAUAACAAAAUUAGAGACCAAAAACCGCAAUCAAGUUAUCAGCAACAACACCCUGAGCAUAAGGACAGCUGCAAAACUUCCAAAUGGAUCACCUUCAGGAAAGAGAAGGAAUAAAGUGCCUGACAAUAUUACACAGGCGAGUAGCAAAAAUAGGAAAGAUGCUCCAAGCGAAAACAGAAAUGUUACAAAGGCCCUUGUUGUUAAUAUUAGCAGCGCCAAAAAUGAGAAUAAAAUCAAUGUCGUAAACAACGCUUCGAAGAGGAAUGCUACACCUUUCACAAACAAAACUAAAACGCAUAUCCAAGGAGAAAACAAGGAAAUUCAUGAAACGAAUGCCAUUAAUGUUAUUAUCAACACAAGCGAAAACAGGAAUGUUACAAAGGCCCUUGCUGUUAAUAUUAGCAGUGCAAAGAAUGACAAUAAAAUCAAUGUUGUUAACAACACAUCGAAAGGCAAUUUUACACAGUUAAGAAAAAAAUCUAAAACUCAUAUUCAAGGAGAAAACAAGGAUAUUCAUGUUACGAAUGCCAUUAAUGUGAAUAUCAACAGUACGGAGACUGUCAACAAAGUUAAUAGCAGCAACUUGAAAAUAAAGGCCACAACUACAAGAAACCCAAUGACCACUUAUACAAACCACAACAGCUUAAAAAAUGUUUCGAGAAAGGAUGGCACGAACAAAACUGAUCAUUUAGUUGAAAAUUCUAAAAGGACCAUCAUUAACAACAUUACAAAAACCUCAGACAAUUACGCAUUGAAAGAAGGACACAUAAAAAGCAAGCCUAUUUCUGUUGGCCGUAAACAUCAUAAUACUGACACAAAUGCUACCGCUAAUCGUGUUAUUCAACAAAAACUUCCAGCCACGCGACAAGAAAUCGACGCCAAGAAAAUCACAAAGGAGACAGGUAAAACCAGAUCCAUAACACCUAACCACAUAUCAAAGAAAACCAAGUCCGAAAUAUCGAACCACAAAUCAAAGAAAACAAAAUCAGAGAUAUUUAACCAUAAAGCUAAGGCCACAGUACUGCAACCGCAGACGAAAAUAGAAAAGAACUACGCAAAAACCAGAAGGUCAAAUAUAGGAGUGCGGCCUGAUUUAAGAAAGAUUAAAAUAAGAAACGGUUUAUCAUUGAAAGCCCAUCAUCCAAAGACGACAAAGCACCACCAAUCGCCUAAAGAGCCACGAAAGCAUAUCAAUAUACACCCUAAAACAACUGGACACGCUUACAAGCCUAAAUAUAAGACAACAAAUCCAGGAAAAGGGACACAAAGUCAACAUUUGAAGUUUAAUCGAAACUCUCACUCAAAUCCGUUCUCCAAUCUACACUCGCCACUACCAGAAACGAAUGUGAGGCACGUAAAGACUAGACAAGAAGAAAUGUCAACUAAAAUAUUUUCUUUUAGUUCACCAAGAACUAUUCAUCAAAAUGUGCCCCAGUUACCACAAAAAAUUGUAAAUCCCUUCUUAACCCGCAAUACCAAGAAAAAGUUUUCCUUAACGCCACCAGAGAACCAAUUAAAUCCUUCCCGAAAUUCUAGAAUCACGAAUACACAAAAACACUCUGCUACCAAAACUCCAAAUUCAUGGAAAAGACCUGUUCCUGAAAUUCAAAUGAUGUGGGAAAACAAACCCAUUAAAAAUGGACAAGUUGCACCUCCUACGAACUCUUUAAAUGACCAACGGAACCCAUCGGGUUUCCCAUCCAAUCAUUAUUAUUACGACAGCAUUAACUUUCAAGACACCUUUCAAAUUGAUGGACCGUACCCGCAAUCUAAUCCAACACAAUCAGGUGGUUCACCUCCGAUGUGGAAGCAACAGUCGCAACAAAAUAAAUGGGCGUCUUCUAAUAAAAACAAUCAAAUGCAAUUCCAAAACCAACAGAACAACGAGCGAUUAAAAAUCAGCUUUCAAGGGUCUAACACUUUUGAUAAAUCCAAUGCACCAAUGGAACCAUUUCAGAAUUACCCGGGACAAUACAUCAAUAACAAUGCAAGAUCAUUCGGUAACCAUAAUGCACCCUCGGUUUCGAUGACAGAUGUCACUCCUGGACCAUGGUCGACGAACCAAGAAUCCAUGAAUUUUAAAGCAAAAACACAAUCUGCACCAUUUUCUCCACAACAAAGCGUCGUAUACUCUAAAUUUAAGGAUAACUCCCCUCAACAAGGCGCAACUAAAAACAACCAACAUAGCUCAAAUACCAUUAAUGGGAAGUUAUCUAAGUCAGGUCGCCCCAGCGUUGUCUAUUCGAACUUUGAAACAAAUUCUAAGUCUAACUCUUGGAAUACAAUGAAUCAACAUUCUCAGAAUAACCAAGGUCCUAAUUUUCCUGGAGGAUCGGGCAAUAAUUUAUACACAACCACCAUUUCUCCAUAUUUGUAUCCUUCGCCCUCGCCAUCAAUGUUUGCACCACCAAACAGACAGGGAAAGGAGUCGCUGUCAUAUGUACCAACAUUUACGCAAGAUACAUUGAAAGGAAAACAAAACCUAGCCGGUUGGAAUGCGUUUACUACAACACCAGCGUAUAAAAAACAGAACUCGGUUAUAUAUACUAAAACUCCACAAAAUCCACAGAUGAAUAAAAAGAAUUCUUUUACAGACAUAACCAUUGCUCCCAAUUAUUUAUUUCACCAGGAACAAACAUCACAAUACCCAAUUUUAAAAAGUAAUUCCUUUUUUCAAGGAAACCAGAUGACAAACAACGUACAUAGCAAUCAAGGGAUCGGAAAGAUUUUGCCAUGGUCUUCUACAAUAUCACCUAUUUCACCGACGACACCUAGUACCCUGUUUACACAACAAGGAACUUUGUCCACAAAAAGCCCCGACCAGUGGGUUAUGGCAUAUUCAAAAGACCUUUAUUCAAUGGAUAAAAAUUCUCACAUAAUACAAACUACAAUACCUCCUAUCAUUGCACCACUAAACCAAAGACAACAGUAUCCACCUCAACAGCACCAUCAAUCAAAUUUCAAUGGCUUUGAACAACAACCAAGGAAUAAUUUCCAACAAAAACAAUUUGCAGAGCCAUUUCAGGCGCAACUCAAUCAAAAUUUUCAACAGCAACAGAACACACAAAUACAAGUUAGUAAACAGCCACAACAAACGCAUUUUUAUCAAAACGGUGAAAAUAUGCCGAUAACACCAAUAACAGACCAACAGCAACAACAGCCAGUCUAUGGUAUGCAAAAUAACAAAAUCAACAACCCCCAAGCAAGUCAAUUUAUAUCAUCCGGUCAACAGCAAACCCAAAACCAACACUUCACAAGAGAUCAGAACCAGCAGCAGUUAAUUAUACCACAAAAUAACCAACAGGGGGUUCAAGUGCAAAAUGUGAACUAUUUAGCACACGACCAAAACCCGAAUUUAAAUCAACAACAACAAUUUAAUCCCCAGCAGCAAAGUGAAAAUACACAGAUAAUUAAUCAAAAUCAACAACAAAAUCAACAGCUACAGCAGAAUUUACAACUUAAUGUACAAAACAAAGAACAGCAAUGGACUAAUCAAAAUAAAAACAACCAUCAAUAUCAAAAUCAACAAAAUUCAGCUCAAGGACAGUCUUAUCCAAAUCAACAAGCAAACGGAUAUAAACCAAAUCAACCGUUCAACGUGCAAAAUCAACAAGUAAACGGACAAAUCAAAUAUCAAAAUGCAAACGAUCAAUAUUCAAAUCAACCAGUAAACGGACCUUACUCCAAUCAGCGAGCAAACGGACCCAACACAAAUCAACAAGCAAACGGACCUAACUCCAAUCAGCGAGCAAACGGACCCAACACAAAUCAACAAGCAAACGGACCUUACUCCAAUCAGCGAGCAAACGGACCCAACACAAAUCAACAAGCAAACGGACCUUACUCCAAUCAGCGAGCAAACGGACCCAACACAAAUCAACAAGCAAACGGACCUUACUCCAAUCAGCGAGCAAACGGACCCAACACAAAUCAACAAGCAAACGGACCUAACUCCAAUCAACCAGCAAACAGACAAUACUCAAAUCAACAAGCAAACGAUCCAUACUCAAAUCAGUAUGCAAAUGGACCAUACCCAAAUCAACAUGCAAAUGGGCCAAACUCAAAACCAGCAAACGGACCACACUCGAGUCAGCAAACAAACGGACCAUACCCAGAUCAACGUGCAAAUGGGAAGUAUUUAGAUCAACAACCAAAUAGACCUAAUUCAAAUCAACCAGCAAACGGACCAUACUCAAAUCAACCACCGAACGGCCCAUACCAAAAUCAGCAAGCAAACGGACCAUAUCCAAACCAACCCACAAAUGGAUCAAACUCAAAACAACAAGCAUUAGAGCCUAACUAUAACCAACCAGCAAGCGGACAAUACUCAAAUCCACAAGCAAAGGGACCAUACCCAAAACAACAAGCAAAUGUGCCAAACUCAAACCAACAAGCAAACGGAGCAAACUCUAAUCAACCAGCAAACGGGCCAUACCCAAAUCAACGAGCAAACGGGCCUAACUAUAACCAACAAGCAAACGGGCCAUACCCAAACCAACAAACAAACGGAGCAAACUCAAAUCAACCAGUAAACGGGCCAUAUUCAAAUCAACAAGCAAACGGACCAUACCCUAAUCAACAAGCAAAUGUGCCAAAAUCAAACCAACAAGCAAACGGAGCAAACUCAAAUCAACCAGCAAACGGGCCAUACCCAAAUCAACAAGCCAUGAAACCAAACCAAAACCAACAAGCCAAUGGUCCAACAUCAAACCAACAAGUAAAUGAACCAAACCAAAAUCAACAAAUAAACUCACAAAACACAAAUCAACAAGGAAACAGAUCAAUCACAACUCAACAAACCAAAGGGCAAAACUCUGAUCAAAAAGCAAACGGGCCAAAUCCAAAUCAACCAGCAAAUGGACCAUACUCAAAUCAACAAGCAAACGGACCAAACUUAAAUCAACAAGCAAACAGACCAAACCUAUAUCAACCAGCAAAUGGACCAUACUCAAAUCAACAAGCAAACGGACCAAACUUAAAUCAACAAGCAAACAGACCAAACCUAUAUCAACAAGCAAACGGACAAAACUUUAAUCAACAGGCCAACGGAAUAUUACCAAAUCAACAAGCCAACGGAUCAUACCCAAAUCAAUAUGCCAACGGCCCAUACCAGAAACAACAAACAAACGGAGCUUACCCAAAUCAACCAGGAAACGGACAAAACGCAAAUCAACAAUUAUUUGGACCAUACCAAAAUCAACAAACAAAUGCUCGAUAUCCAAAUCAACAGCCGAACGGACAGAAUUCGUUUAAGCAACCAACCGGACCAUAUCGAAAUCAACUACCUAACGGACCAUUCGGCCAGCAACCAAACGCGUUUGGCAAUCAAAAUCAACAACAAAACUCUCCUAACAACCAAAUACAGCCAAGACAACCUUUACAGCAGCAACGAUUUCCGCUACAGCAAAGACCUCAGUAUCAACAGCCACAAAAGAACGGCAACAACAACAGAAACAUGAAAAUCUUCACGGUUAAUCAAAAUAAAAGACGCCAACGGCAAUUGAGAAUCCCUGCACCGGCUUACUUGACCUUUGGUGUUUAUUACCCGGACGGGUCAACAACAGAGGAAGAGCACCAGCUAGCUGGGAAACAUGUGCACACCAUCACGAGAUACAAUGCAGACAAAGUGGACCACAUUUCAGACUAUUUGACCAUGGAUCACACAUGGAACACCUUAGGCUUGGUGUCACAAGGAAAUAACCAAGACACGUGCUAUGUUGGAAAGCUACAAAAUGACAUCAUGAAAUCUUAUGAAAUUAUCGUGAACAAGACAAGGUUCUCAGAUAUUCCGUUUAUCGAAGCAAACGACAAAGACAUUUUGUACAAUAAUGUGAGACCAAUCGACUACAAUCAGGCGGUCAAUGAAGUGGGUCAGUUCGUGGCCGACUCCUGUGGACACAGAGCCAACAUAUUCCUGGUGACAAGAUCCCGCCACAGGCAGUUUAUGGCCGGAAGAACAGUUAUUCCACCCACAGCAUGCGCAUAUGGGCCUCCCCAACACAGCAUGAAAAAGACUUUGGUUAAAUGUUAUAAUGGAUCUUGUCAAGGAAAUUUUAAAUGCAACGUCGAAUAUGACGUUUGUUGUCCUAAACGACCUAAUGGGAUAAAAUGUCGGAAGAUGUCAAUUGGGAACUUUUGUGUGAUUCAUCCUCAGUAUGGUUAUUAUGCUGGAUGAAAAGUUGUUGCUCUUAAUGGUGUCCACAACGGCUGUCUCAUAACAUCCGAUGUUCCAGAAAAAAAGUCCCUUAUGUCUUCAAGGAGCGGGUUGCCGUGUAAGGCAACGUAGUAAUGUUACGUGUGUGCCAAAGUCCGAGCGAACUUGUGAGAAUCUUUUACUACUUUGUGUAUAUAAAUCUACAACAUGACUUUAAUGUUCUGUGAAUGUGUUGUGUUGUAUAGGAAUAUUAAUAAAAAAGGUUGUCAUUAUGU
Messenger RNA from Magallana angulata, 6911 nucleotides. RefSeq lists its product as uncharacterized. The coding region runs from base 265 to 6657 and encodes 2130 amino acids. The transcript has 7 exons. NCBI's taxonomy places the organism in Eukaryota, Metazoa, Mollusca, Bivalvia, Ostreida, Ostreidae. The record is from RefSeq and is a predicted model, not a curated record.